Copidosoma floridanum is the source of this 891-nucleotide messenger RNA. It is a transcript of the gene Cln7, whose product is annotated as CLN7/MFS domain-containing 8. The record is from RefSeq and is a predicted model, not a curated record. Gene Ontology annotation, molecular function: transmembrane transporter activity. NCBI's taxonomy places the organism in Eukaryota, Metazoa, Arthropoda, Insecta, Hymenoptera, Encyrtidae. Gene Ontology annotation, biological process: transmembrane transport. Gene Ontology annotation, cellular component: lysosomal membrane.
CGAGAGUCCAUUCUCCCUCCGUAAAUGUAUACCUCCGAUGCCAGCUAGCUGUCAGAUCGGCAGUCGCUAUGAGGGCGAAGCAUCAGCGGCAGGAACAACAACAACAACAACAACAGGACGAGGAGGAGGAGAAGCAGGAAAUGACGAUGAGAUCGACGUGCAACGAGCGAUUUUUAUGACGACGCCGGCAGCUGAAAAUCAAAAAUCGACACGAGAGAGAGAGGGAGAGGAAAAAAAGUGUUGUUACCGUUGCAAAGAGAGAGAGAGAGAGAGAGAGAGGGAAAUAGGCGCCUUAUCUGACAGUUCUGGGCGCCUCUAUCAGAGUCGCCCGAGGCCGGAGCGCUGGUGUUCCGGGAUCUCGAUUUUUUCGCCCUCCCUCCCUCCGCGGCGCUUUUCUAUUCAGUCGAGCCUAACGGAUAAGAGGACGCGAGGAUGACCUGCUGGAAGAUGAAGUCCUGCCUGCCCUGGAGGGAGGAGGAGGAGGCUGUGGACGAUGAUCUCGAGACGGUGGCCGAGCGAAAGCAGCGCUACAACAGCAUCUACGUCAUCUACUUCACGAUGUUUCUCAUGUCCCUGGGAUUCAGCAUCGUCUUGACCGGGAUGUACCCGUACUUGGAGAAGCUAGACAACUCGACGGACAAGGAAUUCAUGGGGUACGUGGUGGCGGCGAAUCCGCUCGGGCAGAUGCUCUUCUCGCCCCUGGUAGGCUGGUGGGCCAACAGGCGCGGCUCGAUACGCUUACCGAUGCUCACGACUUUGGGGCUGUUUAUCCUCGCCUCGGCCGUGUACAGCACAGUUGAGGUCAUUCCUGGGGAGCACAAGCUUCUACUCAUAGUCUCGAGGUUCCUGGUCGGCGUCAGUUCGGCUUGGAAGUGGAGUCGGCACUUAUAA